UUCGUCAGGUCUUCCAGUUCUGACAACGACAACGACGACGACUCCGACACCACCGAUGACUCCGGUUAUGUCUAUCGGUCGACGUCGAGCCGUAAACACACGACACCCGCCCUGAAUAUCGUCCCAAAUCCGGACACUUCAGGCAUAGAUGAAAGUGAUUUCAAGCUUUUAUUGCGAUCGCAGACCGGUUUGUCGUCCGACAAGCCUUUGCCACCGAUUCCUAAAUUGUUUCGCAACAGAGAAAUAGGAGUCACUGAUAGCGGAGACCGAGUGAAUGCUCAUGCCUUUGGUCUCAGAGACCGGUGCCGACUCUCGGACACAAUUCUGCCCAAUAGAAAGCUUACUGUCGAUCAGUACCACAGCAAAGCUUUUUGCGGUUUUCAUUCAAAAAGCGGUGAUCUGUUUCUGACUGCAUGUCAGGACACAAACAUACCUUUUUGCGGUUUUCAUUCAAAAAGCGGUGAUCUGUUUCUGACUGCAUGUCAGGACACAAACAUACGUAUAUACGACACCCGACGCGACAAAUUCAAACUAUUUAAAACAGUGUGGGCUCGGGAUGUGGGCUGGAGUGUACUCGACACUGACUUUAGUCCCAACGGAACGCAUUUCAUAUACUCGAGUUGGUCCGAAUGCAUCCAUAUCUGCAAUAUCUAUGGCGACACCGAAACACACGAGGCUUUAUCGCUCUCUCCAGACGAUCGACGCUUUUGUAUAUUUUCUUUGCGCUUCUCUCAGGACGGCUCCGAGAUAUUGGGCGGCGCUAACGACGAGUGCCUUUACGUCUACAAUAGGGAACGCAAGAGUCGGGUCCUUAAGAUCCAAUGCCAUGAGGACGACGUCAACUCAGUUGCGUUCGCCGACGCCGGCUCUCAAAUUCUGUUUAGUGCCGGAGAUGACGGUCUUUGCAAAGUUUGGGACAGAAGAACACUAAACGAGUCGAGCCCUAAACCGGUGGGUAUCCUUUCGGGACACGUGGACGGCAUUACAUAUAUCGACUCUAAGAAUGAUGGCCGACAUCUUAUUACCAAUAGUAAGGAUCAGACAAUCAAACUCUGGGAUAUGAGAUGUUUUUCGCCACAAACUGGUUCUGAGGCCACACGAAGAGCUGUUUCCAAACAGAAUUGGGACUAUCGAUGGCAGGCUAUCCCCAGAAAAUUAUUGACGAACCGAAAGAAGAUUGAAGGCGACACUUCCCUUAUGACAUAUAUGGGCCAUUCUGUUCUUCAAACUCUUAUUCGGUGUCACUUCUCUCCCGAAUGGAGUACUGGUCAGCGGUAUAUAUAUACGGGCUGUUCGUCUGGAAAGGUAGUCAUAUACGAUGUGCUGACGGGAAAAAUUGUCAAAACUCUGAGCGGACAUAAAGGCUGUGUCAGAGAUGUCUCCUUCCAUCCGUACGAUAUGACACUCAUGUCUUCGAGCUGGGACGGGACUAUAAUCAAGUGGUUUUACGCGGACGAUAACGACAGCGAAACGGACACCGACUCCGAGUUCUGUCUGUCGACUGGUUUGAGGCGAUCCAAGAGAUUGGCUGAAAAGAGGAGAAAAACUCAAGAAUAAUGAGUUGUUUGUUAACUUCUAAAUUCUAUACUUUUUUGGUAAUUGUUUUAGUAAUAAUCAAAUUUUGAAAGCAAUAUUACUUUUGUGUAAAAUAUGUAAAUCAAUGAUUAAAUUGAAAUAAAGAAACUAUUUUAUCGGAUAA
Medioppia subpectinata is the source of this 1699-nucleotide messenger RNA. The record is from the annotation of a GenBank genome assembly. Lineage: Eukaryota; Metazoa; Arthropoda; Arachnida; Sarcoptiformes; Oppiidae.